This is a messenger RNA of Funneliformis mosseae, 151 nucleotides long. NCBI's taxonomy places the organism in Eukaryota, Fungi, Glomeromycota, Glomeromycetes, Glomerales, Glomeraceae. The record is from the annotation of a GenBank genome assembly.
AUGUCUUUGGAUAAUACACAUAAAAAUACUUUAGAAGCUUCAGAAAUAUCUAAUGAUAAUAACGAAACUGGAAACAAGGAAACUGUUACUUUUACUUUAGAUGAAGAAUACUUAAAAAAAAUCAUUAAUGAACUAUAUGUAGAAGAUACAA